Molecule: messenger RNA, 1070 nt
Organism: Halichondria panicea
Lineage: Eukaryota; Metazoa; Porifera; Demospongiae; Suberitida; Halichondriidae
Exons: 5
Coding region: 102-935 (277 amino acids)
Biological process (GO): establishment of protein localization to organelle
Cellular component (GO): lysosomal membrane; late endosome membrane; plasma membrane
Source: RefSeq, a predicted model, not a curated record
CACAUGAUUUCAAUUAUAAUUACGUGUCUUGCUAGCUCUGCUGUUUUAUAAAAUAAUAGCUAGCUAGCUCAUAUACAGGUACGUUAGGUAGGUGGCUAAAGAUGUCAUCAAUCUGGCUAGGGUGUUGUGUAGUCAUCUUGACAGUCCUGUCACAAACACAAGCUAAGGAACCAAAUCUAGCUGGUGAUGAGUAUGUGUUCGAGUUGAAUGACAGCGAUGGUUCUGUUUGUUUCUACGCAUCAUUUCAACUGGACUACAAAAUCUCUUACCUUCAGUACCCCAACAUUAGUAACAAGUCUAUCAAGCAUGUCAUGAGCACAGAAAUUAAACUCCCAAACAACACCCAAGUCCUGAUCUCAGGAGAUUGUGGCGUAAAUGAGACCAAGCUGUUGUUGUCAUGGGAAAAUGGCGAACAAAGGUACAACUCUUCGUUUUUGUUCACACUAACAAACAGCACUUGGUAUGCCAACUUCAUCUCGUUCUCAUUUGACCUUGCGAAGCUCCCCCAAAAUCCCGUGGAUAUGGGAGUCCAGACUUAUGUCACUAAUAUCACCAACCUCUUCUCUCGAGAUUUUACCAGAAAAGAUUUCUUCUAUUGUGAGAAAUGCAAAACGUUUGCUUUCGCCAACUGUUCAGAGGAUACCCUGGGCUGUGUGGACCCUUGUUCCAAAAAUGAAAAAAACAAGACUGAGUGUAACAAUACACUGGAAAUGAUGCAUGCUGUCAUAUACCCAGGAGACAUUCAAGAGCAAUCAGCAAACAGAAAGCUAUGUAUUGAGGACUACAUUGCCUUGCAAGAGCUCAUAGUACCCAUUGUAGUGGGAGGAAUCCUGGCUAUCCUACUGGUGCUGAUAUUUGUGGCCUAUAUCAUAGCCUAUAUCCGUAGGCGUAGGAGAGAAGGAAAGUAUGAACGAUUAAGCGAAACGACAUACUAGCGUUUGUGUUAUUUUUAAAGGAUGUGGCAGUGUUUAUAUCGCAAUUCAUGUAUUAUAACACAUCUUCGAGCACUUUAUUCUAUUGUGUGUUUAAUCUAUUGUGUGAUCACAACCACUAUGAUUGUAUCAACUGCA